CUUAUUACAUCACCACCCCGCGACAGUGGAAGGCGGGCGAGGAGAACCAGGUGUGCGUCUACGUCCCCAACCCGGCGUCUCCUGAGGGCAGCCUCACCCUGAGCAUGACCUCGAGGACCUACAGGAGCGGCGAAUGGGUCACCAACACUCUCCUGGCUGGACACACCAUCCAGAUCCCGGCAGGAAAGACAGAGAAAUGCGAGGACAUCAAUCUCGAGCCAACUGAUGUCUACAGAGGUGACCUUCACCUGAUCGGCAAAGUGGGCGGAGCCGACCUGAACGAGACCCGAAACAUCAGGCUGAGGAGGAGCUACAACCUGACCUUCAUCCAGACGGACAAGUACCUGUACCAGCCAGGUCAGGAGGUCAAGUUCAGAGCCCUCACUGUGUACGGGACCAAGGCUCAGGUCGCUAUGGAGCCGUACCCGGAAAUCUGGGUCACAACGCCAUCCCGAACACGCAUCGCCCAGUGGAAAAACGUCAGCACAUCGGUCGGUCUCGUCCACCUGGCCUUCCAGCUGGCGGACGAACCCGAGGAGGGCUCCUACACCAUCCACGUCGAGGGGCCUGACGGCAGGUUGAACACAAACCGAUUCAAGGUCGAGGAGUACGUCUUGCCGCGGUUUAAGGUCAAGAUGACGCCGCCAAAAUACAUCUUGGCUUCCGAUGACGUCUUCAGCGUCUGUGCCCGGUUCACUUUCGGGCAGUGAGUGAAGGGCACCGUCGCCCUCGAGGUGAGCGACGGCGAGAGCCCAAGGUGCAGGGUCGAGGCCGCGAGGAAUAUCACGGGCUGCAAAGACUUCGAGAUCACUGCAGAGGAGAUGCGCAUCACCGACUGCAACGUUUACAACCUGAGAGCCUCUGCAGCGGUGGAAGAGGAGGGCACUGGUGUCACAUUCAGUGCCACAACCAGUGCCAACGUUAUGAGGACGGCCGUCAAUUUCGAGACAGUCUACGCGGAUAAUUAUAAGAAGCCGAACCUGCCUUAUACAGUCAAGGUGAGAGCUGUCCUGCCUGACAAAUCCCCCGCAGCUGGCGUCCCCGUCGAGGUGUGUGCAGCUGGCAGAUGCAAGAACAUGACGACAGCUGCCGAUGGUCUGUUCACUGCCGUCGUUUCUUCGGACAACACUAAUAGGAUUUUCAACCUGGGCUCCCUCAUCCGCAUGCCGUACGGGUGUGGCGAGCAGAGCAUGAUCAACUUCGCCCCCAACAUCUACAUCAUGCAGUACCUGGAGGCGACCAACCAGGGCACGCCGGAGAGCACGGAGAAGCUGCUCAGGUUCAUGAGAACAGGAUACCAGAGGGAGCUCCUGUACCGACGAAACAACGGAUCCUACAGCGCCUUCGGGAAUGCUGAUGACUCUGGCUCCACUUGGCUCACUGCCUUUGUCCUCAAGUCCUUCGCUCAGGCACAGCCCUACAUCUCGAUCGACGAAGAAGGCCUGGACCAUACGAAAACAUGGCUCAGCAAGUCGGAACGAGACUCCAACGGCUGCUUGGUCUCCGUCGGAAAGGUCUUCCACAAGGGCCUAAAGGGCGGGCUGGCUGACAGCGGGACGCCCGUGCCGCUGACGGCGUACGUGCUGACCGCCCUGAUCGAGGCCGGCACCCUCUCCACCGCCAGGAUCGUGACGGACGCCACUCGCUGUGUGCUCUCCGACACCUCCAGGGACCCGUACACCAUUGCCGUGAAGGCGUACGCCCUGGCCCUGGCGAAGCACCCCGAAGGACAGACGCUCCUGCAGCAGCUGAUCGACAUGGCUGUGGUGGAGGAAAACGCCAUGUACUGGGAAACGUCGACAGGAAGUUAUAAGAGCAAUGCCCUUUCCGUGGAGACCGCUGGGUAUGCCAUCCUCGCUAUGAUGGCCCAGGAUCCCGAGCAGCACAUCCUGAACGCGAGGAAAGUGGUCAAGUGGAUCACCACCAAGAGGAAUGGCCUUGGAGGGUUCUUCUCCACACAGGACACAGUCGUGGCUCUGCAGGCCAUGGCCAGCUACGAGACCAACACGCACCAAGGACCCUUGGAUGUCGCGGCCACUGUCACUGCCCAGGACUUCUCUCACUCCUUCACUGUCAACGAAAACAACAAACUCCUGCAGCAGCUCCAGAAGCUGCCGACUUUCCCGACCGACGUCACCGUCAACAUAGAAGGCCAAGGGUGUGCUGUGAUGCAGGCUGUCCUCCGCUACAACAUCCCCGAGCCGGAAGCCAGCGACGCCUUCGACCUCAACGUCACGGCGACCAACGACCCAAGCGGCGGCUGCAUCUCCAAGCGAGUCAAGGCCUGCUCCAGCUACCUCCUCCCCGACGGCAAGUCCAACAUGGCCGUCAUCGAAGUCAACCUCAUUUCUGGCUUUAUUCCGGAGAAGGAGGACCUCAAGUCAGUCGUAAACCGAAACCAUAAGGUGGUCAAGCGCUACGAGGUGGAUGGCAGCAAAGUGUCCUUCUACAUCGAGGAGUUCAAGGCCGGAGAGGAAGUGUGUGUCAGCUUCCGCAUCUUGCGUGAGGUGGAGAUCGAGAACACCAAGCCCGGCUCGGUGGUCGUCUACGAUUAUUAUCAGCCCGAGUUCGCUGUCAGCAAGAGUUACAGCUUCCCGGCCAUUGACGGAUGCACGCGGUGAGGCGAAGGCAGCUGUUUCAAAAGUGCAGCAGACAACACCUUCACUUGCACUCUCUUCUCUCAUCCGUAGUUGCACAUGCACUUUAACCUUGGUCAUGUUACUUAGUUAUUUGAUAUAUUUU
Messenger RNA from Penaeus chinensis, 2742 nucleotides. Its product is annotated as alpha-1-inhibitor 3-like. Gene Ontology annotation, molecular function: endopeptidase inhibitor activity. Gene Ontology annotation, cellular component: extracellular region. The transcript is spliced from 15 exons. The record is from RefSeq and is a predicted model, not a curated record. Lineage: Eukaryota; Metazoa; Arthropoda; Malacostraca; Decapoda; Penaeidae.